AUGCAUGUGAUCCCUUCGAUCCAACAAAAUAAUGACAUCUUCCCUCCAAAAUUCCGGACUCCAUACAUUGUGACCUUUCGCGCUUUUGAACAACCACAACAUAGUCGUCGUCGUCGUCGUCUACGUCUUAGCAUUUCGAUAGGCCCCCCUCCUAUUCCUGAGAAUCGCACAUCCUCCAAAAACUCCAGAGACCAUGAAUCUUUGAAAUGUUGCUCUUUUCGCCCAAAGGCGACAUCGGUUAGGUUCAUUUCCUGUCCAGAUUUAUCCUUCAAAAUAUUGUGUUCGUCCUCCAAAAACUCCAGAAAACAUGUAUCCACUACCCUUAUAGUUUCAAACAAAAGGAACAACAACGGACACGGUCCAAAAAGCAUUGUACUAGAUCCUCCAAAAACCAUUUGCACAUCCUCCACAAAUUGUCCAGAGAUCAUGAUCCACGCUCGAAUCAAUUUGAACAAAACAAACAUGGACUGUGUCCAAAAGGUUUUUGAAAAAUCUUUCAAAUUCUUGUUGCAAAUCCCCUCAAAAAAUAGUCCAUGUUGACGAUGUCUUGAUUGUGUUUCAAAAAGUCU
This is a messenger RNA of Periconia digitata, 569 nucleotides long. The record is from the annotation of a GenBank genome assembly. Lineage: Eukaryota; Fungi; Ascomycota; Dothideomycetes; Pleosporales; Periconiaceae.